This is a messenger RNA of Rhea pennata, 2453 nucleotides long. RefSeq names its product matrix metallopeptidase 15 (gene MMP15). Bases 144 to 1955 code for a protein of 603 amino acids. The transcript is spliced from 10 exons. The record is from RefSeq and is a predicted model, not a curated record. Gene Ontology annotation, biological process: collagen catabolic process; extracellular matrix organization; proteolysis. Lineage: Eukaryota; Metazoa; Chordata; Aves; Rheiformes; Rheidae. Gene Ontology annotation, molecular function: metalloendopeptidase activity; zinc ion binding. Gene Ontology annotation, cellular component: extracellular matrix.
GGCCGGGCUGGGCGCCGCCGCCGCUGCUGCCGCUGCUGCUGCUGCUGCUGCUGCUGCUCGGCGCGGGGGCGGCCGCGGGCAGCGAGGUGAACGCCGAGGCCUGGCUCCGGCUCUAUGGCUACCUGCCGCAGUCGAGCCGGCAGAUGUCCACCAUGCGCUCCGCUCAGAUCUUCUCUUCCGCCCUCUCUGAGAUGCAGAAGUUCUACGGGAUCACGGUCACUGGCGUCCUGGAUGAGGAGACCAAAAUGUGGAUGAAGCGUCCUCGUUGUGGGGUCCCAGACCAGUUUGGGGUCCAGAUGAAGUCCAAUAUGCGGCGGAAGCGGUACGCGCUCACGGGGCGACGCUGGAGCCAGAACCAUCUCACGUUCAGCAUCCAGAACUACACGGAGAAGCUGGGCCGGUACCACUCGUACGAGGCCAUCCGCCAAGCCUUCAGGGUGUGGGAGCAGGCCACGCCACUGGUCUUCCAGGAGGUGCCUUAUGAAGAUAUCCGGCAGAAGCGGAAGAAAGAGGCUGACAUCAUGGUGCUUUUUGCCUCCGGCUUCCACGGAGACAGCUCCCCCUUCGACGGCAUGGGGGGGUUCCUGGCUCACGCCUACUUCCCUGGCCCGGGGAUGGGAGGGGACACGCACUUCGACUCGGAUGAGCCCUGGACGCUGGAGAACACGGACGUGUCUGGAAACAACCUUUUCUUGGUGGCCGUGCAUGAGCUGGGGCACUCGUUGGGCCUGGAGCACUCUAGCAACCCCAGCGCUAUUAUGGCCCCCUUCUACCAGUGGAUGGACACGGAGAACUUCCAGCUGCCUGAGGAUGAUCUCAAGGGCAUCCAGCAGCUGUACGGUACUGCAGAUGGGCACCCUCAGCCCACCAAGCCCUUACCCACCGUGACACCCCGGAGACCUGGCAGACCAGACCAGAGACCCCCCAAGCCACCCCCGCCUGGGAAACCGGAGAGGCCUCCCAAACCUGGCAACCCAGACCGGCCUGACCAGUAUGGCCCCGACAUCUGCGAUGGGAACUUUGACACGGUGGCCGUGCUGCGAGGGGAGAUGUUUGUGUUUAAGGGUCGAUGGUUCUGGAGGGUUCGGCACAACCGGGUGCUGGACAACUACCCCAUGCCCAUUGGGCACUUCUGGCGGGGCCUGCCCGGGGACAUCGAUGCCGCCUACGAGAGGCACGACGGGAGAUUUGUCUUCUUUAAAGGGGACCGGUACUGGCUUUUCCGAGAAGCCAACCUGGAGCCCGGGUACCCCCAGCCCCUGACCAGCUACGGGCAGGGCAUCCCUUACAGCAACAUCGACACGGCUAUCUGGUGGGAGCCCACGGGGCACACCUUCUUCUUCCGCGGAGACAGAUACUGGCGCUUUAACGAGGACACGCGCUCGGCGGACCCGGGGUACCCGAAGCCCAUCUCCGUGUGGGUGGGCAUCCCUCCGUCGCCCAAGGGCGCCUUCCUCAGCUCAGACGCUGCCUCGACCUACUUCUACAGAGGCGCAAAGUACUGGAAAUUCGACAACGAGCGGCUCAAGACGGAGCCCGGCUACCCCAAAUCCAUCCUGCGGGACUUCAUGGGCUGCCACACGGAGCUCGUCCCCGACCCCAACCCCAGGUGGCCCGACGUGGACCGGCCGCCCUUCAACCCCGAUGGAGGUGGCGGGGAGCGGCCCGGCGGCGGGGCCGAAGCCGCCGAGGACGAGGCCGAGGCCGAGGAGGAGGCCGAGGAGGAGGAUUACGGGGCGGGCGGCCCCGAGGCGGGCGGCGGUGGUGGCGGCGACGUGGACGUGGUGGUGCAGCUCGACGAGUACGCGCGCACCAUGAGCGUCGUCAUGGUGCUGGUGCUGCUGGCGCUGCUGCUCUGCAUCCUCGGCCUCAUCUACGUCAUCGUGCAGAUGCAGCGGAAGGGCGCGCCCCGCGUCCUCCUCUACUGCAAGCGCUCCUUGCAGGAGUGGGUCUGAGCCCGGCCCCCCCUCCCGCCGCCGCGGCGCCCCCGGGACGGAGCCGGGGCCGCCGGGGCCCCCUGUGCGGCAGGCUCCGAGCGCCGGGGCGCUGCUCGGCCGCGCCGGGCCGGGCCAGGCCGGGCGGCGCGGAGCGGAGCGGAGGGAAAGGCAGGGCCGAGCUCGCUGCCGCUCGUUUCCUGUUUGCGGCGGGGCGCGGGCGGACGGGAGGGACGCCGCCGACGCCGGGAACGCGGGCCGGGCCGCGGCGCCUAAAGAUAGCUCGGAAACCCGAGCCGGGAAAGCGGGCGAGGGGCCGGCGCCCUCUGCCCGCGCCCGGCCGCCGGCCGCCCGCUGCCUCCGGCUCAGCUCCUUCCUCCCGCCGCUUCCUCCGCGCUGCUGGGGGAAAGCGGCGCCGGGGCCGCGCUGGCGCCCGACCCGGGGCAGCUCGGCUGGCGGCGGCGGCGGCCGCUCGGGCCUCUCGCCUUGUACUCGCAUUAAACCGGUCGGGCGCGUGGA